AUGCUUCUUACGGCUUUGCCUCAACAACGUAUUGAUCGCGUAAGACGGAAACAAUGAAAAUGAUACCAUUUCUAUAAGUGUUUUUUAUUACCAACAAAAAUAUCUGUUACGCUUAAAAGUUCAGUCGUUGCUUAAAAGGGUAAGCCGAAAAACCUGAAAGACACCAAAGGUUGAAGCGUACAGUGCGGCUAUUUUUUUGCUCCACUUUCCGCCCGUGUUUUUCCCCGUUCUGCAAUGUAAUACCGUCGCAUACUUUUCGCACUCCGUUGCCCUGUUGUGUUCAACUGACGUAAUUGUGAAAUGAUAAAUUAUAGUUCUCGUACCUCACAUCUUCCCUCAAAUAAAUUAUUCAAUUUAAGCGUGAUGCUGCGAUAAAUAUUUGUUGCACAGAUUUCGAGGAGGCAUACGUUCGUUGGGAUGAUGAAGAUAACAAUAACAAUAACAAAAGAGGUGGCACGCUUCCGGAAGGUUAUUACGACCAUAACACUCGCAUCGAAUAUUGCUGCCGUACGGAUGGAGAUGCCACAGAAGCCAUUCGCCUCCCAAUUGGCUCACCGUUUGUGCUGAUAAAGGCUAACACCCAAAUCUGUCAGAAAAUGGAUGGAAUGACACAUAAACCAGAGUACUUUGCCUGGGACAGCGAGGAUAAAGAUCCGCAAGCCAACAUUCACGGACCGAUCAAUGUUGAGUUGGGUUCAAACCGUAAAAUAAAAGUUCACUAUUGUUAUUACACUUAA
Pocillopora meandrina is the source of this 737-nucleotide messenger RNA. The record is from the annotation of a GenBank genome assembly. Lineage: Eukaryota; Metazoa; Cnidaria; Anthozoa; Scleractinia; Pocilloporidae.